AUGACUGCAAAGACCCUCAGAAACAAGGGGGCAACUGACUGCACAGGAGGCCCGACUAGGGAGCAGAGUGCCAUACAUAGAAAGACCAAGGUUACAAGUGGGAGUAAUGGCCGAAAACCAAAAGGCUUUGGUAGGUUUAACGAAGGCAUAAAAAGGAUGUUGAAACUUGAGGCAGCUGAGAAGGCGCUGUCUGAUGCCGUGGAGAAAGAAUGUCUUGCUGAGGAGAAAUAUUAUUGCGGACUUCAUGAUCGACCUAAAUCAUACACUACUUUUGAUGAGAAACAAUUUGGCAAUCUAGACGAUCCUGUCGCUCGAGAUUUUCCUUGCAGUGUCGUCUCACUUGCUUUAUUUGAUGGAGAUACAAUGUUAUUUGCAUGCUCCGGCAUACCUCUACCACCCGGGAGAGCUAAACUUCCCCUUACAAGAUAUGUGACAUCAGAACGUUUGGUUAGAGUAUAUCAGGGAUAUAUGUAUAGAGAUGAUAAAUUGAGGAUUGUAGUGCGCCUUCCUAAUGAUGAAAAAGUUGGCGGCCUUUUGGAGCUAUAUAAUAGCCACAUUGCUAUCGUCACGUGCUUGAGCCUCCAAGCUGUCAAACCUCUGGAUCUUAUUCAGGCUUCUACUCCUACCUCUUCUUCUGAUGAGAUGAUAGCUGCUGGGCGUGCCUUCCAGUCGGGCUGUUUGAUGUCCGCAAAGGUAAAGCCAGUUCCGGUCUCUCAGAAAGAUCUCAGUGGCUGGAAAAUUGUCAACGUCUAUAAAUGUGGGCCAGAGGCUGUACUUGGAGGGCCAGUUAUAGGAAACGAUAACAGAAUUAUUGGCAUAAACUUUGAUGUUCAUGGUGCUUUUUCUCCUGAUGCGGAAAAUCUCUGUGUAUUGUUUGUUCCUCUGGAUUCACUGUACACAUACUUGCACCAUUUUCGAAUACUCAGUCGUGAAGGACUAUGGUUCCGUGAAUAUUCGUUGCCUGAAGGUGUAUACACCCUAGUCCCUUCAGCAUUUAGGAGAAGAAUUUACCGGAUAAUGCACUUUAGUUAUCCCAUGCCACCACUACUUGUGCUCGAGCUUAAUGGGGUAUUGCGUAAUCAAUUUGAAGAAUGCUUUGGUGAAGUAUGUGCAUGGAAAGGGUAUCCUUUUGGUGUUCCACCCUAUAGUUCAGUCGAGCGUGUCUGGGUGCGACUGGGGAACGAUGUUUUGAAAGAUGUAUCCCGUCGUGUUGUCUCAGUUGCUUCAUUCAAAGGAUACAAUAGGCUUUUUGCAUGCACAGGCUUGCUUAUAAAGUGGCGUGAAUCCACUGCCGUUCUAACUUCAGCCAGUGUGAUUGGGUGUUGUCAUGAUCACGAUGAAAGUUAUGGACUUUGUAAGGACUUCAUGUGUAAUAGUUGUUAUUAUGAUGAAGAUGGAAUUCGUCAUGGACAGAUGUCGGAGAUUAAGGUGUUCCUCCCUCCAAAUCAACGCGCCAAUGGGACAUUGAAAUUGUACAGUUCAAACUAUAAUAUUGCUAUUAUCAGUCUCGACAAGAAAUUAAUUGGUACUCGUCCAGAAGACAUUUUCAAGGAGAAUUCCACUCGGAAAUCAUCUGGAAAAGUAGUAGCCAUAGGGCGUGAGACUAUACGAGGACUAUUGAUGGCAUCAAUGGGUGAAGUGAAGCCUAGAGACAAGGAUUGCGAACUUGAUUGCAAAGAUCUUAAGCUGUCCACUUGUAAGAUCAAGAAGGCUGGAAUUGGUGGUCCUCUUAUUAAUUUUGAUGGGAGUUUUGUUGGCAUGAACCAUUUUGAUGGAAGGAUGGUAACUCCUUUCCUUCCAAAGAGCAAGAUUGUCCAAGUUUUAAGACAAGGUGUUUCAGUAAGGCGGGAUGACGGUCCUGUGCACUUACGAGAUGCCAGUGAGGGGUCACGGAUAAACAGGUGGCCUGUGCCCCGGCCAUAUUGGUAUCAUGGUCUACUCGAUGCGGAUAGGGAUGAUCAUCUACCCGCCGUGAGUAGAGGAAGGGAAGUGUCAGACAUGCCACUGCUAUUUAUAAUUUGGACUGGUUGUCUAUGUCAAGGAAUGUGA
This is a messenger RNA of Triticum turgidum subsp. durum (durum wheat), 2049 nucleotides long. The record is from the annotation of a GenBank genome assembly. NCBI's taxonomy places the organism in Eukaryota, Viridiplantae, Streptophyta, Magnoliopsida, Poales, Poaceae.